Molecule: messenger RNA, 3583 nt
Organism: Magallana angulata
Lineage: Eukaryota; Metazoa; Mollusca; Bivalvia; Ostreida; Ostreidae
Product: nuclear exosome regulator NRDE2-like
Exons: 10
Coding region: 68-3403 (1111 amino acids)
Biological process (GO): RNA processing; regulatory ncRNA-mediated post-transcriptional gene silencing; negative regulation of RNA catabolic process
Cellular component (GO): catalytic step 2 spliceosome
Molecular function (GO): protein binding
Source: RefSeq, a predicted model, not a curated record
CUGGACGAUCUAUCUAUAUAAUUCUAGUUUCACUUUGUUUCGUCAGAACAUCGUUUCGACCAAAGCGAUGAAUCCACUCUUUCCUGUAGUUAACAAGAGCUCUCUUUUCCCAGUUUGUAACAACAAUGAGACAGCAUCUAACACAAGUUCAGACGUGAAGUUGGACUGGCUACAAAACAAAAGUUUUCCAAGCUUAUCCUAUGAAGCACAACAAUUGCAGGAACAGAGAGAAGAUUCGGUUACUGAUCAAAAACAGGAAAUAAUUGAAUCUUCUGAUGAGACUGCAGACAAUACAGAUGAUAAAACAGAGAGUAGAAAAAGAAAGAAGAAAAAGACACACAAGCACAAGAACAAGAAGAAGAAAUCUCAUAAAAGAGAAGCUUCAAGAUCACCAAGUCCUCCAAUAAAAAUAAAACCAAAGAUUACAGAAAAUCAAGGAAACAAGGUUUUUAUAGAAGAGUUACCUUAUCUUGAACCUGAGGAUGCUUUUCGGAUCGAUCGUAAAGCCAAUAUUCAUAACUGGAAAUACGAGUCCUUAUACAAAGGACACAUUGCUGUCUUCCCAAAUCUUUAUAGAACUACUCUUGGAGGAGAAACCUGUAUUAGAGACCAUAAGCACAAAGAGAAAGAGAAAACAAGGAGGUAUUUCAGUAGAGAAAGCAAGCGGCUAACAUCACAAGCUCCAAUGUCUCAUCUCUUGCCAAACAAAGAUUCCCAUCAAAUUGAAUCCAAUUUCAUACCCUUGCCUCCAGAGACACGUGCUGGAGCAAAAAGUUCUGGAGAAAAAGGUGAAAAUGUGGAUAUAAGAGAGAGACUGAUGGAUGACAGCACUUCUCAUUACGUAAAAGGGGUGGGAGUUGUUAUGGAGGACCAAGAUGUCUGCUUGACGGAAACAGAACAGAGGUUGAACAAGAAAACGGCAGAGUUCAACCGCAGAACAAGGGAGGAACCUCACAAUGUAGAUCUAUGGUUGGAAUUCCUCGAAUUUCAGGAUACUGUUCUGAGGUAUCCAGAGUCUGAGGGGCAUUUCAAAAUCACAAAAGCAGCAGUAUUGGAAAAGAAGAUUGCCAUCAUUAAAAAGGCUAUGGAGUCGAACCAGGGAAAUAUAUCUCUAAAACUUAAGUACCUGCAGCUGUGUCGGGGGGCCAUGGAAGCAGACGAAGUGAACAAAGAGAUGGAGAAUUUGAUUUUUCAUAAUCCCACCAACAUCUCUCUGUGGAAUCAAUAUCUGCUGUUUAAUCAAAGCAGACUGGCCACUUUUUCAGUGUCAAAGAUGUGCAAACUGUACCAAAAGUGUAUCACAACUUUGGUGAAAUAUCAGGAGGGAAAACUGACAACUCAUACUCUACCUCAGAAUUUGUCCAAUGAUUUACUUGAUAUUUUUGUCCGGCUGUGUUCAUUCCUGAAACAAGCUGGACACAAGGAAAAGGCAGUUGCUGCAUUCCAGGCCAUGAUAGAGCUGAACAUGUGCUGUCCCGAUCGAUUAAAGUCAGCAGAACUGACGGACAAGACCAUUAUUCUGGAGAGCUUCUGGGACAGCGGGCUGCCUAGAUUCGGGGAGGAAGGGGCCAGAGGGUGGAGCUUUUGGAUGGACAACAAGGACUUGCUUCCAACCGAAAGUGAAAAUAGUGAGAAAGAUUCAUCAGUGGAGGAAGAGGAGCAGUUGAUUCUACAGCAAGAAAAGGAGAAAUGGGAAGCAUGGCUACAUAUUGAAACCCUACGAGAGUCAGUUCAUUGGUUACCAUGGAAACCAAAUUUGACAGAAGGAGAAACAAUGGAUGACUGUGAAGACAUAGACAGGCUUGUUUUGUUUGAUGAUAUUUCACAUUUCCUGUUUUGUGUGCCAGAGAAUAUGACAUCUAGACUUUUGAUAGAAUUUCUGAAUUUUCUUGGAUUUGACAAAUGUCAAGGAAUAGAAAUGGAACAAGAAAAUGGAAAACUGAAACAGAUAUUUGACAUUUUCGGACUUGAAGAUUUUAAAAGAUCACAUUUAUUGCAAGAGAGGGCAUUUUUGCAUAAAUUCAUUGGAAACACAAUUCAACAAGGACUUUUAAAAUUUCAGGGAGAUUUUCAUACCAAACUUGCAAUUCUCUGGUUAAGAUAUCAAGCACAAAACAAAGACUUGGAGAAAGUUGAUCGUAAAAAGUUCAAGAAAACAGCCAAAAAUGUGUUAAAAGACCCGACAAACAGGAACAGCAAAGCUACUUGGUUGGAAUAUAGUCAGUUACUUUCUAGUCUUGGUGGUCAAAAAGACGCAAUAGAAGUGCUUGAAAUGGCCAUUCCAAUGUUGUGUACAGACAAGGACACUGAAAAAGAAUAUGUACCAGCUUUUUAUAGAAAUUUGGUCGAAAAUGUUCUCAAUUUUCCUGUCGAGGCAAAUUUGUUUCAGUUAAGCAAAGACCAUGUCAACGUAAGUGCAGAAUCUGUGAAGAAAUGUGUUCAUGUUUUAACUUGUUUCUGUGAAAAUCGCCAUUCCGACCUGAACAAUCCGGACAGUACAAGUGCAGUAAGCAAGUUAAAGAGUAGAAGGAAAAUGGAAGAGAAGUUGGAUUUGUUAUUGCAAGACUAUGAAAAAGACACCAGUAGAAGCAAGGAAGAAUGGGACAGUUUUCUUGCUACAUCCCAAUGCUGUGCCUUGUUUGAGUAUGUCUUCUCUGAUCUGAACUUGGACUCCGCCUUAUGUGUAUUAAACAAAGUGCAGUGCAAAGUGUUCAACUUAAUGAGUUCACUCACUGCAGACAGCAAUCGAAGUGUAUUAAACCAGAAACUUGAACGUUUCCUUGAACAGAUUUUCAGGUUCAAGAUCCGGAUAAUCCAUCAUCAUAUGUGUGUUCAUCAUUCUUCAUUAGGUCCACUCAGGGAAACAGUGGAAGCUGCACUUGAAAUAUUUCCUGACCAUGUGUACUUUUUGCAUGUGUUCACAGAACUGGAGAAAGGCAGUAUGGUAUUUGGGAGGUUGGACAGAUUCUUUGGACAUUAUAUUGGGAGAGCUAGCUCCCCUGUUUUAACUGUGUUUGCUGUGGCUUCCUUGAUAAGGAGACAAAAACCGAGAACAGAACUCUCCAGUGCUGACCCUGAAGGUGUUCCUUCCCAUGCUGGCAAUGCUGGUUUGAUGAACAAGAUCAGGAGUUACUUGGAACGGUCCUUGGAACUGCCGGAUUUAGAGCACUGCUCCAUUCUAUGGAAUAUGUAUCUUUAUUGUGAGAGAAGCUUUGGUCACAGUGAGAGGGCUAGUGGGCUGUUUUACAGAUCUCUUCAACUUUGUCCGUGGGUCAAGGACUUGUAUUUGGAUGGUGUGAAAAUUUUCAAAGACUCUAAACUGGAGGAAAUAACAGACCUUAUGAUGGAAAAAGAAAUUAGACUUCAAAUCCCAUUAGAAGAAAUGGAUAUUUUACAGCAGUGAAUAUCUGAUUUUGCAAGUGAUGCAAUUUCGAAGAAUUUGAUAAAUUGUUAAGUUAACUUUGUACAAACUUUAAACUGAUAUAUAGUGUAGGUGUAUAUGCCUCUUCGACAUGAAACUGAAACAUCAAACUGUUCAUGUAACUUUAUGCUUAUGUAUUUGAUAUAAAAUAUUUUUAUAAAU